CGACUAGGAGGCAAAGGCAACCAACAGAUUCGUCGAGAUGGCGCAAUACGGCAAGGCCACGUACUGGGACGAGCGCUACACCAAGGACUCGGAGCAAUUCGACUGGUACCAACGCUACGGCGGUUUGAAAGAACUGCUAAACCAGUAUGUGAAGAAGACGGACAGUAUCCUCAUGGCAGGCGCCGGCAACUCGCGGCUGUCGGAAGAGAUGGUCAACGACGGAUACCAGAAGAUCAUGAAUGUCGACGUCUCGGAGAUUGUGGUCAAGCAGAUGACGUCCAAGUACGAGGACCGCGUGGAGCAGUUGCAGUGGCAGAAGAUGAACAUGUGCUCGCUGGACUUUGCGGACGAAACGUACGACGCGGUGGUGGACAAGGGCACGAUGGACUCAAUUCUGUGUGGCGAAGGCUCGACGGCCAAUGUGGCCAAAAUGUGCCAGGAAAUCCACCGCGUGCUCAAGCCCAACGGCGUCUACUUCAUCGUGUCGUAUGGUGUGCCGGAUAAUCGACUGAGCUACCUCGAGAACAAGGAGUUGCAGUGGAAAGUGGCGGUGCACACGGUGCCCAAGCCCACGGUCAGCGCCGUGCAGGUGUCAGAGGCCGAUGCCAACGCGGUGCACUACAUUUACGUGUGCCAGAAGGGCGUUAAGGCCGAGUAGGCAACAGAGGUGCACAGGCGAUAAGAAUUUGCCAUAAUAUAUGGAACUCUUGAGAGCUCUUUUAUGAAAAA
Messenger RNA from Phytophthora infestans T30-4, 729 nucleotides. RefSeq names its product putative methyltransferase, putative. NCBI's taxonomy places the organism in Eukaryota, Oomycota, Peronosporomycetes, Peronosporales, Peronosporaceae. Gene Ontology annotation, molecular function: S-adenosylmethionine-dependent methyltransferase activity. The transcript has 2 exons. The record is from RefSeq and is a predicted model, not a curated record. Bases 38 to 658 code for a protein of 206 amino acids.